This is a messenger RNA of Arctia plantaginis, 5463 nucleotides long. Lineage: Eukaryota; Metazoa; Arthropoda; Insecta; Lepidoptera; Erebidae. The record is from the annotation of a GenBank genome assembly.
AUGACAAUCACUUUAUCCGAGGUUAAAACAAUACCUUCGUUUAAUGCAUCUUACGUGGAUGCUGAACUUGUUUAUCCUAAAUUAAUCCUUUUUCAAAACAAGAAAAAUAUUGUUGUUGUGGAUUUAGUAAAUAACAACCAAGAUGAAACUAGUGAAGAGGAAAUACAUACAUUUGAAGAAGAAAUAUCAGACAAAAAGUUAGUGCUACAUUUUCUGUGGCUUGUUUUUGAGUCUGGAAAAAUUAUGGUAAUAGAUGUUUUCAAAAAUACUCAAGUUAUUAUUGUUAACGAAAACAGCAUCAGCCUCAAGUUACGUCAAAUUGGAAUGUAUCAGAAUCGGCUUUGUUUUCUUAGUGAAAGUGGAGAUUCAUUUGAAAUUUCUUAUGAUAUAAAAAAUGUGAUUGAACAAUUAGAAAAAUGCAAUGUUGAGGUGCACCUACCUUUCAAAAAGACCACCAUACUUAGCACUAUCUUCAAAACUACGUUUUACUCUUUAAAUGGCAUGAAUUUGUACAAAGAAUCUGGAACAAUCAUGAUGGAAUGUCCCAUAACAGGUUUAUUAGAGGCAAUGUGCUCCAAAAUGGAAUUAUGUAACAUUGCAAUAUGGAGCGACCUAGUGGUAUUUGCUAAUGAUUCCAAAAUGUGGAUUGUCAAUCUACAAGAUGAUCAAAUAAUUUUUGAGUUUGAAAAUAUUGAGGGAAACUAUUACCCUGUGCAGGCAUGUGAUGAUGUUUUCUAUUAUCUUCAGUGGAACAGUGAGAAGGUUCAUGUUUGCUGUGCUAUCUUCGCUCAAUCCUCAUCAAAGAAACUUCCUGGAAAUAGUGAAGAAUAUUUACACACAACUUCAAUAGAAACUUAUAAAACUCAAUUAACUGCUCUAAUAGAGUCUAUCUCAGUGGAUACAACGCCUGCUGAUGUACUACCACAAUUGCAGUCAUUAUUUGAGCAGAUUGAUGAUUUUGCCUUUCUUGUAGAAACUUUACAAAAGUUGUGUCAGCUUCAUAUUAGUUAUAAAUCCAUUUUAUAUCUACUUCAAAAGAGAAUUUUAGCCACAAACAAUUCCAAUUUGAAUAAUAUGGUUUCUGAUUUAUCCAUAAAAAUUGAUUUGGUUGAAUACAUCCAAUUCACUGGUAACCAUAGUUAUGAGAAUAUUGAUUUAUUUGAACAAAAUCUUAUAAGUCUUUGUGUAAUAUUUUUAAAUAAGCAUGAUUUUGAUAUAGCCUCUAUUUGUUGGCUAAAAUAUUCACAACUGAAACUGACAAUCUCCUCUGAUGAAAUACUCAUAAUUCUAAAUUCAAUAAGCAAUAAUGCGAAAAUUGCUUCCAUUAUUAUUUGGUUGAAAAAUUUUAUUCCACCUUUGUUAGAAAUAAACCCAUUUUACAUUGAUACAUUUGUUCGAUGGGCGACUGUAAGGGUUUUUAUGUUAGAACAAUCAACAUAUUGGCCCAAAAUAGGUGUUAAAUUUGUUGAAGAAGUUAUUUUAAUUCUGGAAACCUCCUUUAAGUCUAUUUGGGUACGGCCCCUCUCCAUGGAUGAUCUUGACCUACUAAAAACUAGAAUUACUCAUAUCAUAGAAUUGAAAGAAAAAUAUAAAAUCAAUAUGUUAUUGAGUGAAUUAAGUUCACAAAGUCCAAAUGAAAUUGCAUUAAUAAUGAUUAGGCGUUGCUACACUGAAGACUUAUCAAUCUUUUUACAAAACUAUUUACCAUCUUAUGUUUUGCAGCACUUAUUUGACAUGGAUGAAAUUUUGUCAUCUUACAUAGAAAGUGAAGCAGUAAGUAGUGGGGGUGGUAUAGAUGGCAGUCGCCUAAAAAUCUUAUUGGAAGCAUUUCACUCAUACAAUAAUAAACUAGAAUGUUUACUUCAAGUUCUAAAAGUGUUGGAUGUGCCAUGGAACAUCUCUGUAAUUGAUCUUGCCAUUUCUACAGUUGCAAACACUACUAAAAAUUUUACUGCUUCUGAUACAGAAAGAUUACUUUCACUUGAGAUACAAAAAGAAAUAAAUUAUGCUAAUGUAAAAGUUAUAUUAAAGAAAUAUAAUUUUCCUAUGUCUUGUACAGAUUACAUGUUAGUACUUCAUAAAGUAGUAUGUGUCCCAGCAAUAGAAAUUGAUGAUUUGAAUGUAAUAACAAGUGUCAUGCCUAUGUACAAACAUUAUGGCAAUAUUUUAUAUAUUGAAAGAUGCCUUCAGGAUUGUGAGACAAGAUUAGCAUUAAAGUAUUUUAAUAAUAUACCAACAAAAGAAAAAAAGUUAUUGCUUAAAGCUGUAGUAGCGAAAUACGAUCAAAUAAUUAGUAGAGGCAAAAAUGAAUUGACUGUAGAAAAGAAUUACUUAGAUUUUAUUAAGGGAGCAAAGCUUUUGAAUGUAAUUGAAAUGAACAACCUGGAAACGUUAUAUCAUUUUAAGUAUUCUUACAGUGUAUUGUUAAACAUGAACGAUAUUUAUAACGAAGGUUCCUGUGAAAACACAGUGAGCAGUUGGAUAAAUCAAGACGGGGAAUCAGCUAGUUCGGGGCGCGGCGGAAGUGUUGCUCAACUCACACAAGCAUGUCAAUCGCAACAGUCUGUUCUUUUGGCUCUUCUGCGAAGGACUUCCACGUGUCAUCAAGUGAGAAAACUUGUUGAAUAUCUCAUAAGAUUGUUUUCUAUCAAAGAUGUCUCAGUAGACGAUUUUAUGAAAAUAUUAUCUCAAUUCCAGUAUGGAGAGAAUUCUAGCUUGUUGUUGAAGUCUUAUAACGUUUUGAUUGAUUUAGCUAUAGUUUGCAGUGAACAAUAUUUACACAAUUUGAUUAAUCAAAUUUCUUUAUUGAAUACUCUCAUUCAUACUAAUAUAGUUGUUAAGAAUUUGUCAAUAGCGUGGAAAUUUCAAUACAUAUUUUUACCAAUCUCAUCAAGCACUGCCAUGAAUGAUUUGAUCAACUUCUAUAGAACUAAACUGUAUCCUGAACAUUGUGUAACAGAUCCUCCAAAUAUUUAUAGCAAAUGUGAUUUUACUUUACUUAGACUAAUUUCUAAUACUUUAGUGGAUGAAAAAGUUAAUAAAACAGGUUACUUUGAUGAUGUGGUCGAGAUUACUAAGAGACUAUUAAGCAAAGUAGUUACAUCUCAAGAUCUUGAUGAAAUUUUAAUUACCAGCUUGUUACUUAUAAUAAGAACUUAUGAUGAAAAUAUUUCAGGGGUCAUUGAAGUGUUGAAAGGGCAAAACGAAUUCUUACCACAUCAUAUUCUGUGCUAUCUUACAUUGCCAUCUAUUCGUCGUACCUUCCUUUUCGAUCACGAUUUAUUUACUAAAGAUGUGUGUAACUCAGUAUCAUAUCCUCCUCAGCAUAUUCUUAAAUCAAAGUUUAAUAUCAAUUUAGCCGAUAUUGCUUUACCGGAAAGUAGUGAAGAAACAUGGGAUGUCAAAGUUAUACUUUUUUACGUUUUAUUACAAUACCCGGACACAAGCUUUGAAAGACUGGUUGAACUUUGUCGUGCGUUAAAUAUUUCAACAAAUGACGGUCUAUCACUUCAACUGAUAGCAUUGUUGUCGACUUGGGAAUUAAAAUACAACAUUUAUGUUGAUAAUUUAAGUCAGCGUCAAAUUCUGAUUGAAAGUAAUGAAACUCGUUUAAAUAGAUGUAUUAUUAUUUGGGAGAGUAUCGAUAACAAAGACUUGUUAAAGGAUAUAUUAAAUGAUUUUUGGAGAAAUGGUGAAAUUACAUUGCACGGUCGUGUAGUCUCUAUAAAUCCUUAUUAUUAUGAAGUAUUCUUGUGUAUAUAUCGUCUUAUUUUUGGAUAUACUUGCGAAAUGAAAAAUACUAAAGAAUAUUUUCUGCUACAUUUUCUCAAAGAGUACAAAAGAACGAGCAGUCCAAAGCAAUAUGAAUAUGAGCUAUUUUCUAUUAAGGGAAUGUUUCCAGAGAUUGGCCAUUUUAGGUUACCAUUUCAUCUGUUUAUGAGAGAAGAUAUGUGGGCUAACUUGAAAUCUGAGAUUACCCUAGAAACAUACGAACGUUGGCUACCUUCUGUUGCUUUGCUAUCUUUGGAUUCUGACAUGCAGACUGCAAGAGAUAUGAUUUGCAGUAAUGCUGUAAAACAAACGAUGACUAUGCGAAAACGAAUCGAGGAUAUGGAUUCAGACACUAAACAUGAACCGUGGGGACUUACCAGUCGAGAAGAACCCUUGCUCCGGGCAGCACAUCGAUGUGUUAAACACAUUGCUAAUAUGGAAUGGGCAGGCGCAUGUCUUUUUUACGUGCUGCAAGGAUGUGCUCGAGGAGCUGACCAAGUUGCGGCUGCUCAUCUAUGCUACCAAUUUGCCCAACGCUGGGCUUCUUUGCAACCUGGGAAUCGCGCUGUUCGUCAAAUGGAGCGUCUACAUUCAACUCUUUCAACACGUCAUGCUUUGUAUAAAAUAGACUGGGCAUGUGAAGAAUUUGUUCGACUUUCUACCGAACCAGCUCAACUUAUUCGUACAUUAUAUUUUCACUCGGAUUUUGUAUCAAAAAUGAAUCGUCAUGAUGUGAAUAGAGCUAUAAACGAAAUAGCUGAUAAGAAUGGUAUUAAUGUUAGUUCUAUCAGAAUUCAAAUAUUGGAAAAUAUUCUUGAAAAAUCUUAUGCUGAUAAUAAAGAUAUCAUUGCUUUAACUGUAAAAGAACUAAUGACUGCUAAGUAUAUACUUAAGGCAACCUGUCCUAAAAUGGGAGCUAUAUACUUAUCUCGCAUCGCCUUUGAUGAUGAAAGUGAAAAUAACAAAUAUAAAAAACUAAGAGCUCUUCAAUGUCUAAUCAGUAUAGUUGACUCUGACACUGCUAUUAAAGUUACAAGUAAGGAAAGAGAUGCUCUAUGGAUAUCACUUAUAGAAUUAUUCAGUGUUGUUAAUUUGGAAUGUGUGGAUAUGCCGUGGAUCGCGGCUACGUUUACUCAUGAUAAAAGCAGGGGUCUGGAGCAAUUAUUACAAAAUGUAGAAGGGAAUACAGCUGGUUUAAAAAUUGCUGCGCAGUUAGCGGCCAGAUUUGGUUCAACGCAGAUUAUACGAAGCCUAAUUCCAUUUUUAUUACGCGCAGGGUUAUUUGAAGAGAUUAUUCCGUUACUACUAAAGCUUUCAGGUCAAAUUGAUAGCGCUAUAUGUUCUGCAUGGCGAGCUGUUAUUCUGUCACCAUUUCAGCGUGCAGAUUAUCCUAUAACAGAACGUCAGAGAUCGAAAUGUUUAAAUACAAUUAAUUUGUUACCUGUCUGCCCCCUCAUUAAAGAUGAAGAUUUGGUUGAAAUAUGGAAAAAUUGUUUAAGAUGUAAAUGUUUUGGCUUGGGCUGCUUAGUUUUACCAUACAUGAGUUCCCAAUGUAGACAAGGAUUAACAGAACUGCAAAAAGUUGAUAGAAGAAACCUUAUUGCUAGUUUAAAAAAUUUGAAUUCAGAAACCUAUCUUGUAUCUGGUGCUAUGCAUGUAAUAGAAAGAAUGGCAUCCCGAGCAUAUCGAUAA